Messenger RNA from Penicillium brevicompactum, 1530 nucleotides. Its product is annotated as putative MFS transporter. The record is from RefSeq and is a predicted model, not a curated record. Gene Ontology annotation, cellular component: membrane. The coding region runs from base 1 to 1530 and encodes 509 amino acids. Lineage: Eukaryota; Fungi; Ascomycota; Eurotiomycetes; Eurotiales; Aspergillaceae. The transcript has a single exon. Gene Ontology annotation, molecular function: transmembrane transporter activity. Gene Ontology annotation, biological process: transmembrane transport.
AUGGAUAUUGACAAGAAAGAACCGAUUGAAGAUACCGUGGACGAGAAAGAUGUGCAAAUUGGCACCGUAACGGAUCUUGACGAAGGAGAGGUCUUUCUCCACCAGCAUGGAUUCAACCAGGAGGCACUGCAAGCCUUGCUGGACGAUGAGCCACGCAACAAAUCUCUCGUCCGCAAAGUUGACCUGAUCUUAUUACCCUUACUCGCAGGAACAUACAUGCUCCAGUACAUCGACAAGUCAGCGCUCGCCUACUCCGCGGUCUUCGAUCUCCUCUCCUCCACGAACAUGUCCAGCGACCAAUACAGCUGGCUCGCCAGCAUUUUCUACUUCGCAUACCUUGUCGCCGAGUACCCAUGGAACAUCCUCGCCCAGAAGACGAAGCUCGCGAAGGUUGUUUCUGGAAACAUCAUUGCCUGGGGUGCGAUGCUCAUGAUCACUGCCGCGUGCACCUCCUUCACAGGAAUGGCCAUCUGUCGCUUCUUGCUGGGUGUUUUCGAAGCCCCCAUCACCCCAUGCUUCAUGUUGAUGAUUGGAAUGUGGUACACACGUGCCCAACAGCCUUUUCGCGCCGGUGUCUUUUACAGCUGCAACGGACUCGGAGCGAUGGUUGGCGGUAUUUUGACAUACGGAAUUGGACAAAUCCACACCAUCGCCGUCUGGAGGGCGAUUUACCUCAUUUUGGGAGGAAUCACUCUGGUAUGGGGAGUCGUUAUGCUUCUCUUCCUUCCUGAUGACGUCGUGUCAUCGAAGCGUUUCACCCUGGACGAGAAAGCCCUUUUGAUUGGCCGUCUUCGGGUUGGCCAAACUGGUAUCAUCAACCACCAAAUCAAGUGGUACCAGAUUCGCGAAGCCUUAAUAGAUCCCCAGGUCUGGAUUCUAUUCUUCUUCACACUCUUGAAUGAGGUCGUCAAUGGUGGAAUCGCUAGCUUUGGCAAACUCAUCAUCAAGGGAUUGACCACCGACUCUGCAACUGCAGUUGCUUUGGGAAUUCCCUUUGGUGGCUUCCAGAUCUUCUAUGUCCUUGGAGGCACAUACCUGGCGUCACGAGUGAAGAAUUUCCGCACUGUCGUCAUGUUUGUUUACUUGUUGCCCACAAUCCUGGGUGCUAGCCUUCUGUGGAAGCUGGACCAUGCUACUUACAAGGUUGGAGUAUUGUUUGGAUACUAUAUCAUUGGGGCUUAUGUCUGUUCAUUGGUUUUGGCUUUGCAAAUGCCAGCAACGAACCUCGGUGGAUACACUAAGCGAACCACCAGUGUCGCCUUGGUGUUUCUGGCAUACUGUGCUGGCAACAUCAUUGGCCCGCACGCAUUUCUCGCUAAAGAAGCACCCAUUUACCAGACUGGUGUCAAGCUGAUCCUUGCAUGCUCAUCUGCCCAAGCAGCCCUUGCUGUGUUGUUGCGUUUCGUGCUGGCUCGCAGAAACAAACAAAGGGACGCAGCGGCAGUAGCUGACGGCCAAGUUCAAGGUGCUGCCAAUGAAAGCACCAUGGCAGAUUUGACAGAUUUCGAGGUUGGUUUCCCACCCAACUGA